Messenger RNA from Cuscuta epithymum, 1057 nucleotides. The record is from the annotation of a GenBank genome assembly. NCBI's taxonomy places the organism in Eukaryota, Viridiplantae, Streptophyta, Magnoliopsida, Solanales, Convolvulaceae.
ACGUAGAAUUGUAUUUAUAAUAGUGCUCAGUUAGAGUUAGACAAUUGCAUUAUUAUUGAACUGAGGUUGCAUUUACUUUUGACAAUUAUUGUUGUUGUUUUCAAUGUUUCAAUAAUACGGUGACAAUUAGUUUUCUGCAUCUUUGGAGUAAAAACCUCUUAGCACCUAUAUUCAGUUGUUCAUUUUGUUUUCCAUAGUUUGAGUUACAGAAUAAAACCUUGUUUUGCGUAUGAGACUGCCUUAGCUUGUUAGAGUUGAAGUUUAUUUUAUAAAUGAAUAAACGCUGGUUCGAAGAGUUUUGCUCAAGUUAUGGAAGACAUGUUCGAAAAUGACCAUGUAAUGCCCGACAUGUUGUAAGUGUACAAGAAGACUCAUACCCGGCGUGAUGAAACUCCUGUGACUAAUGUUGCCAAGGAAACUAUGUCAGAGAUAGAAAAGCUUGUUGAGCAACGUGAGCUAGGAGAAAUCAGUAUUAUAGAUGAAGAGAUUUUUGAAUCAGUUAAACCUAAAGGUAAAUGUGGCAGUGAUCGUGGCAAGUGGGUGAGUCCGUCCAUUACAUCAUUGUAUGGACCAUUUAGAGAAGGAGAGAAAUUGCGUAAAGAGGCUGAAGAGGCCAAGAAAGAAGCUUAUGAGGCUAAGAAAGAAGCAAGUGAAGCUAAUGAGAAAAAUAAAACACUCACUAAGGAGUUAAACAGUUUCAAAAACGAGGUCAGAGUUAUGAAGGGUGUUAUGGAGAAAUUCUUCAACCUUAUGGGAGGUGAUUUUUCUAAGCUGAUUGCGAAUGAGGUUCAUAAGGAGAAUAAUCAAGAGAAAAGUGAUGAUGGUGAUGACGAUGAGGACGACCAUGGUGAUGAUGGAGAAGAAGAAGAAGAAGAAGAAGAAUGAUCUCUCUACACUAUGUGUUGUCCUUCAAGUUUUAGAUCUAUACAUCUUCAUGUUUUUGGACAAAAUAUUUUAUUAGUUUUAGACUUUAGUUAGUUUCGUUUUACACGUAUUCAUGGUAGAUUAGAUUGAACCAUUUUUUUUGUAGUUACAAGUUACAACAAUCAGUUAUUAA